AUGGCUGCAGAUACGGACAACGUCUCUGCGCUCGUGGCCCAACUGCUCGACAAGCUCGCCUCGCUCGACAACCAGGUCCAGCUCUACCGCCAAGACAUGGCCCACGAGUUCCAGCGGCACUCGCGAGAGCUGCUCGAAGACGUCCCUCGGGACGUGGCCGCACAGGUCGAGCAGGCAGUGGCGGACUCUCUGCACAACUAUCCGGUCCUUAACCCCGGCUUCUCUGAUCUCGCCAGCUCCAUCCAGGCCGACCAGCUCGCCGACCCUCUGGAGCGCAUCGAGCUCGACAAGAGAGCCCGCGCGGGCAGCCGGUCCCCACCGCCAAACCUGCCGCAUACGUCUGGGGUGCCGCCCGAGCAGAGCGGCAAUGGUCCGAGGAGCCCACAUGAACGAGAGCGCGAAUUCCAUGGUCUGUUCACACCGAGCUAUCUCCCCUUGCUUGAGGCUGCACCACGACCCGGUCCCGAGAGGAGGAGCGUCAUGUUCAAUGCUUCCACCAACACCAGCACAUCCCCUCGUACCUCGUCGUCGUCCACAUCACCACUACCCAGAAAGCAGCGUGACCAUAUCAACGAUGAGCCUAACAGUUUCAAAGAUUCGUCUGCGCCCUCGUCAUCAUCUUUAGCUACUGUCUCGACGCUUCGACCUCACCCAAGCCGCCGCUAUACUGAGGAGACACUAUCCUCCGUGACAUCAGACGAUAGUGCCUCGCGAUCACGACCUCGGAGUGCUCUGCGGCGGUCUUCGAGCUCCUCCACAAAGACGCAAAGCCCAAGACGAGUGCGUUUCGAGGUCGAGGGCACCGAGGUGCUGCCGACCAUGUCGCCCAUGCUCUCGCCCCGUCUGUCAGAUCUGCCGCCGUCACCAUUGAACAGCGCCGAUAACAUAUUGGGUCCAUUUGAGGAGGACCCCUCGUUGCAAGGAACCCUCGCGAGUGAUUACAACGACGACGAUCCAGUCACUGAAUUGUUGGGCAGCUCCCCACCAAGACCCAAAAAGGUGUCCUCGACAGAUCGGUUAAAAGCCCUCGCACGCAAUUCCACAGAGGACACGUCGAAAUGGACAGUGGUCGGCGACAUGCAAGGCAGCGAUGACGACGAGGAUGAGUUGGUCAUGGGUGGGCGGAGUGCUAGGCAACGAGGUGCAUUGGCCCAGGCAGCCGCCCCAGCACAGCCUGCUCAGCCGGCCGUGACUCACGAUUCUGUGGCACAUCGUAUAAAUGAUGCACGCUUGCCCAGCCAGCUUAGUGCGGGCUUGCCGGUCGUGCAGGAACAUGACGAGACUUCUAAUGCGGAAGAAGAGGGUUACGACAGCAGUGAAAGCGACGAGCUUAUGAUGCCCGCGCGACGCUCAAAAAGUAGCCCGCAGCCAGAGGCUUCCUCCGCCGUUGUGGGCGCAUCUGCGCAAACGGUCCCCAACGCGCUGAACGCAAGUAUGACAGAGACAUCAAGAUUAGAAAGAGCCUCUCAUCCUACUCCUGGUGUUGAUGAGGAGGACUUGUUUGACUUUGACGAUGAAAAUCAAGCUUCGCCAAAGCCGUCAGAUAAGAAAACGCCAACCAAGUACAUUGAGGAGGAGGAAGAGGAGGAGAAUCCCGAAGCGGCCUCCCCUACUGUCACACCAUUACGCAGGGCCGCCGCUCCUGCCAGUCUCCCUUCGGCAUCGCGGAACGUCAACAUUUCGAAGCCUCCACCACCACCGAAGUCCCCCACGAGCGCCAUGGCCAGCGCGCUGAUGGGAACGUCAAUGGGGUCAUACAAGGGAAGACCUAUCAUUCUCGGAAGUGUUAAGAACGAACAGUUGCACGAGCAAGUUAGUCGAAUGGGCAACUUCGCCUCGUUCGUGGGUAGUGUGGACGGCCGCACGGGUGUCGACGAGAAGGGGAGCUACCGACCUGAGGGUAUGUCCUUUACCGGCACGCCAAAGAGCCUCAGCGAGCGCAUGCUCAAGGAGGAGCUCGAGGAGGAGGAGGCAGCUCGCCGUGGUGGGUCAACCACUUCCUAA
Messenger RNA from Microdochium trichocladiopsis, 2004 nucleotides. RefSeq lists its product as uncharacterized. The record is from RefSeq and is a predicted model, not a curated record. The transcript has a single exon. The coding region runs from base 1 to 2004 and encodes 667 amino acids. NCBI's taxonomy places the organism in Eukaryota, Fungi, Ascomycota, Sordariomycetes, Xylariales, Microdochiaceae.